CAAAAAACAUGAACAGCUUUGACUUUUCUUUAGUCAAACCAAACCAAACCCAGCUCAGAAUUUCACCCUUUAAAUACUUGCAUCAAUUUACAAGAAUUAAAUCUUAAAUUCGCCAUUUUCAAGUUCCCAAUUCAAAACAGAGCUCUAAAAAUCUUCAUUCUUUUAAGCUCUUAUUCACAUGGCGGCUAAGAGAAUCCGACAAGAAUUUGAAGCCUCCGACAUCGCCAAAUCUUUAAUGCUUCUUUCUCAGACAUCCAACUCCAAAAUUCCCGGACAAAACGCCGCCGUUUUCCAGUGCAAAACCUGCAACCGGCUCUUCUCUUCGUUUCAGGCUCUCGGCGGCCACCGUGCCAGCCACAAACGCCCACGAACGGCGGCUGACGAACCGAAGGAUGCGGCGGAAUCAAAGAAAAUGCACGAGUGUGGGCUGUGCGGGCAGGUGUUCUCUACCGGGCAGGCUCUCGGCGGGCACAUGCGGCGGCACCGGAUGACGACGACGAACGGAGGUGGGUUUUCGGUGGUGCCGGCCGUGGAGAAGAUUCCGGUGCUGAACAGGUCCGGGAGUAUGGGAGUUAAGUGCUUGGAUCUUAAUUUGACGCCAUUGGAGAAUGACUUGAAGCUCCUAUUUGGACAAAUGGCUCCAAGAGUUGAUCUUGUUCUUUGAUUCUAAGUUCUUAAUGUUUCUAAAUUGUUUGAUUUUUUAUUUAUUUAUAAUAAUUACUCCUAGAUUAUUUUAAAUUCUUUCCAAAGAAAAUUAGGGUUUCUUCUCGUUUUUGCUUCCGAUCCAUAUUUCCCUCUCGAUCUCGCUCGGUUUUCAUCCUUUCCCUUGAUAUCUCUUUCUUCUUUGUCAAUGGACACCGUUGAAAAAAAGUUGAUAUCCCAUAGCUCUACUCCAGAUCUAAACAAAUUUUCAACUCAGAUAAAAAUUUCUGAAUACCUACAAUGGAAGGGUCGUCGGAGGAAGCGUCGAAAAAGAGAGAGCGAGGAGAGAGUUGUCAAGGCCAUCGUGGGUCCGAUUCGGAUUUUGAAUCCUAGA
Molecule: messenger RNA, 1036 nt
Organism: Cucurbita moschata (crookneck pumpkin)
Lineage: Eukaryota; Viridiplantae; Streptophyta; Magnoliopsida; Cucurbitales; Cucurbitaceae
Product: zinc finger protein ZAT11-like
Exons: 1
Coding region: 179-664 (161 amino acids)
Biological process (GO): response to chitin; response to stress
Source: RefSeq, a predicted model, not a curated record